AAGCCAGGCCCCACGACCUUCACCCUCCCCCGCCUGCCCUCUCUCCCGGCGACCAGCACCGCCGCCGGACGCCGCCGCCUCCUCCUCCUCCCCGUCUCCCCCGCCACCCAGCUCUGCCCCGCCCCAGCGCGUCGCCACCCGGCGCCGCCCCAAACCUCACCCAGGCGGGAAGGGAGCGGCACAUCGAGCCGCAUCUCCCCCCAAACCGCGCCCGCGACGAGAGGAGCUCCUGCAUCCCGCCGGUGCCGCCUCACCCUCCCCCGGUCGCCGCCCUCCGGUGCCGCGCCAAGGAAAGGUUUAUUACCUGCAGGAAAGGUGGAAGUUUCCUAGGGCUGGAUCAAUAUUGAACCUCGUAGCUGCUAGUGCUGACGAAUAUCAGAGAAUCAUGAAAGCUCCUCAGCCGAACUGUAAACCAACUGAUACAGAAGCAAAGGUCAAACUUGGUGGUAAUAAGAUGCAUUGCCUGAAGCCAGGCAAAUAUACCCACAAAUCACCAGGCAAUGUUGGGGCUAAAUGUAGAAAAGGAGAUGGUCAAUCGUUUACAGGCAGUAAGGUUGCAUUGGAGGGUGGUAGCUUUAUGGAAGUACCAUUUAUCAAUUUAACAAACUUGUCUGCUCAACCACCAAAUUAUUCUGGAAAGAUGAAGCUUCAGUUUUUCCCAAUAGAUGAGGCGACUCAAAAGGUUCUACAGCAGGAGAAGCACAAUCCUUACCUGGAGUUGACUUUGGCUCCGCGAAAGAAGGUGUCCUCUAUUGUGCAACAUCUGAACACAAAAUGGGGUCGUUCUAGUUGUGCAAAAGGCGAUCUCAUGCUCUUCCCAUACAGUGCUACACCAGAUAGCAUAGCCAGCAGUAAAAAAUGGACUCUUCAUGAUUCUUGCACUGCUGCUGAUGUUUAUGUUGCUGUUGGCAGCCCUUCAACAUUCCGUUUAAGGUAUGGUUGGUUCAAGCCUAAUUUGAAGCAACAAAUCAGCGAAUUAUCCUUGGCACCAGUGCACUCUGCAGAAAAGACUUUGGGCGACAAACCUUCAGAUCCUUUUGAGUUUCCAAGUAAAUUUACCAGUCCAUCCGUUGAGUGUAACACAGAACAGGCUGUGGUGGAUAACCAAAGCAAAGUGACACCGCUUUCAUGGAUUGACAGCAUAUCCAAUAUCAGUUUUGGAGCACUGCUAUCGCAAGCUGUGCCCUCUCAAGACAGCAAACAACCGCCUUUGCAAAAUAGCUCGAUUUUCCAGCAGCAGAUUCCUGCCACGUGCGAUUCAUUCGAUGCUGCUAUUGCUUCCUUGAUUGCUCGCCAGCAAACAAGUAGCCAGCCGAAGGUGUCAAAUCCAUCCCCUUGGGAAGCAGAUGAAACCUGUCAUGCAUUCCCUCCUCCCCGGAAUCAAAAUUUGGCCAGGAUGCCCUCUUCUGCUCCUGGCAGCAGUAGUGCUAUUACCUCAACUAUCCUUGGUGCAAUUGCUGAAUCCGGUACAGAUGGCGACCACCAACACUGCUCUACCGAAGGCAGGAGAGAGGAACCAAGGCCCCCUCAGAUACUACCAGGCUUGGGAAAUAAUGAUAAUGUGAAUCCUGAUGUGUCGUCGAUGCCUGAAUCCACCGGCGAUGGGGCAUUUUACGACGCUAGGCUGUUGAGUGGAACUGACAGUUUAGGGCUAAGCGGCUUGUUAGCAAACAGCUUGGAUGCGGUCCCGAAGUUAUGUGUUUCGUAAGGCUCGGAAAUUUUACAUGGAAGACCUGAAGCUAUAUAUAGAUCCUGUAAAGAUAGAUCAUCAUUUGGGUUUCCUGCUGCUUCGGUCGGAAUUGAUUACUUUGGGCUUACUGAAGCCCAUUGUGUAGAUAGAUAAUCAGUUAACGACACGUGUUAGUCGCAUAAACUACUUUUUUCUUUCUUACUGGCCGCCACUUGUGAUUUUCGAACUUGUCUAUGAUCUGCUUGGCUACUCACCAUUUUCUCUGCAUCCUGUAUGCAUUCCACCGAAUGUUUGGCAAAUGUUUGAAACUUCGGCUUCAAUAUUUGUAUGUAAAA
Aegilops tauschii subsp. strangulata is the source of this 2025-nucleotide messenger RNA. Its product is annotated as TSL-kinase interacting protein 1. The record is from RefSeq and is a predicted model, not a curated record. Gene Ontology annotation, biological process: pattern specification process. Gene Ontology annotation, molecular function: chromatin binding. Gene Ontology annotation, cellular component: nucleus. Lineage: Eukaryota; Viridiplantae; Streptophyta; Magnoliopsida; Poales; Poaceae.